Molecule: messenger RNA, 914 nt
Organism: Amoebophrya sp. A120
Lineage: Eukaryota; Dinophyceae; Syndiniales; Amoebophryaceae
Source: the annotation of a GenBank genome assembly
CUCGUUUCUCGUCUCGCAGCAGUCCAGUCAAAACCUGGUCCAGAUCAACCCGACCAGCAUUGCUGCGAUCGCGCAGAACGUGGUCCGGGAGGUGAGUUCCAUUCCCGGGUCGGAGCUGUUACUCAGGCAACAGGAACUGGACCCCGUGCGGAAGUCGGAGUUUCUGAACCAGGUUUUGCUCCUUAAUUUAGUCGACGCCAGCGUGGAGCAGGAACUGAUCGAAUACCGGCAGAAGUGCACCGCGGAGCGCAACGAGAUUGAUUUACUGAAGCAGCAAUUGAAGAGAAUCGAGACGAGGAGACGGAAGCUGGAGAACGACUUGCGGCACUAUCACCUGGUGAUGGUGAAGAUGGUGGAGCUGAUUUCCUUAGAGCAUGCACACGUCUACGAAUCGCUGAAAGCGAUCGUCAAAUUCGGGUGGGACAGCAUGAAGUGGCGCCGAGGGUACACGGUGUUGCACUUCGUCGCCGAGUGCUUGGACGACGCGCGGAUUGUGGAGCUGUUUGCCUUGUUGGCCACGGACAUGAACGGCCGGGACGCGAGCGGCAAGCGGGCUCUAGAUUACGCUCGGAAGGAGCGGAUGACGGAGAAUGUGCGGGUGUUGGAGAAAGUAAGGAAACAGAAGUUCGUGGAAGAGCGCACACAGAAAUUUCUGUUGCAAAACAACAACCUACUGCAGAACACGGUGGCGGAGGAAUUACCGGAUAAUCUAACACCCAUCCUCCACGACGGGAUCGAGACGAUUUUGAAACUCGGGUGGGAGCAGGUGCGGUGGCCAAAUGAGUUUACGAUCUUGCACUUGGCUUGCCAGAGCGGCAGUCUCCCCGCGGUGCGGUUCCUGCUGGAAAAAGUGCCGGGCGUCGCGGCGUACUACGCGAAAGUCGAUAACCACAACCAGCGACCGAUCGAUUACG